AUGACUCUGGCGCUGGUGGCCUUGCUGCUGCUGGCGCUUCACGGCGAGGCCAUGGACGCCUCGGCGACGGGUGCAGCCACGGAAAGCGAGGCCGAUCUGUUGUUGACGUUCAAAGCUGGGAUCACCAACUGGGAUGAGGCGGCAGCCGCGCGGGGGCUGCAGGGGUGGACGCAAUGCACUGACGACCCAGACUGCCUCCCCCUGUGCAACUGGAGCGGUGUAGAGUGCAACCCUUACCUCUCGCAGGCGGGCAACUUUGUGACCGCGCUGCGCCUGCCCUGCCGAGGCAGUUGCACGGUGCCCUUCCGUGGCCAGCUGACAUCUGGCCUGCACCGGCUGCAGCACAUAGCCUACCUGUACUUGGACGGCAAUGAGCUGUCGGGACCUCUACCGCUGGAGUGGGGAGAGCCGCGCAGCUUCCGGGCACUGCUUGAGCUCAACCUGAAUGACAACCAGCUGACGGGCAACAUGCCUGAUGUCUGGUCAGUAGGCCCGGCCUUUGAGACGUUGGCAGAUCUGCAGUUGGCAGGCAACCGGCUCAGCGGUCCAUUCCCCGCCGGUAACUUUGCCAACAACCAGAUGUCGGGGCCGCUGCCCUCGUACGUCAACGGCAUGAUCACGAUGUCCAUUGUGCGGCUGGAGAACAAUCUGUUCACAGGCACUCUGCCAUCUGACUGGGGAACGCAGGGAUACUUCUGGAAUUCCUCCUAUAAUGCAACCCAAGCGCUAGAGUAUCUCACGCUGCAUGGCAACCUCCUGACUGGCACACUGCCACCAGAGUGGGGCGAGCCUGGGUCCUUCACUGUGCUGAAGCAGCUGACGCUAUCAGACAACCCCGGCCUGAACGGCACCCUCCCUGCUGCCUGGGGCGCAGCAAACGACUCACUGCCUCAGCUACAGGACCUGAAUGUGUCCAACACGGGGCUGACGAUCUACGGCAAUGACCUCAGUGGCACCAUCCCCGCCAGCUGGUCUGAGCUGGCAAACCUGCAGGACAUCAUUGUUCAACCCGGCAAUCCAGACCUUUGUCCGACGGCGCCAGCCGGAGCGCCCUUUCAGGUCUGCGCCGCAGAAGAUGUGCUCUGCCUGGACACAUUAGCAUCCGACACCGCCGCCUGCGCAGCUCUGCCACCAUCCGGGAGCUCUGAUGGCGGCAGCAGCUUCCCCGUUGCCGCGGUGGCGGUGCCUGUGGCGGUGGCGGGUGUGGUGGCCGCCGAUCCCGAGACAGGUCUGUUUUACCCGGCAAGCGGCAAGCCGUCGCCUCAGCUUCCAAGCAGUGCAGGCUCGGCCGCGGCCAUCGUGGCGCAGCCCUCUGCUGGGGCAACCAGCGACAAGUUGCAGCCGUCAGGCCGCACUUCCAUGGAGGGGGGCGGUGCCAGCAGUGACAGCACCCCCUGCCUGUCUGCCAAGGAGCAGUCGGUGCUCCAGCUGUCAGACUGGGAGAUACGGCCAGAGGAGAUUGAGAUCCUGAGGCGGCCGGAUGGCGCAGACUGGCAGCUUGGCUCUGGCGGCUUUGGCACGGUGUACAAAGCCAUGCGCAACGGAGUGCAGCCUGUGGCAGUCAAGGCGCUGGGCUCCGUCAACUCCGAGGUGCUCAAAUCCAUGACUGAUGAAGACUUUGUGCAGGAGAUCUCCAUCCUGCGUGCCUGCCGAGACACCAACAUCCUGCAGUUCCAGGGUGCCUGCUUCAAGGACCAGCGCACGCUGCUGGUGACUGAGUACAUGGAGGGCGGCAACCUGACCCACAAUCUGCGUGGCAAGAAGGUCAGCUGGUACCGCAAAGGCAAAAAGAUCGCACUGGAUGUCGCUCGUGCGCUCGUCUACCUCCACUCUCGACGCAUCCUGCACCUCGACAUCAAGUCGGCAAACGUGCUGCUGACCAGGGAUGGCACCGCCAAGGUGGGCGAUGUGGGGAUGGCCAAGAUCAUGGCGGGCGAUUAUGUGUCGGGCGUGGUAGGAACGCUGGCCUGGUCGGCGCCGGAGCUGCUGAUGGGCCAGCGGUGCGGCGCCAAGGCCGAUGUCUACUCCUUUGGAGUGGUCCUCUGGGAGAUUUGCACCGGCAAACUACCUGUGCGCGGGCAGCUGCGCGACCCAAAGGUGCCCGAGGAGUGCCCUGCCGAGGUGGUUCAACUCAUGUAUCGCUGCCUCAGUCCCGACCCCGCCCUGCGCCCCACCUCCACGGAGCUGGUGGAGCGGCUGAUAGAGGCCAAUGCGAUGCCGCCGCAGCUGGAGGUGCUGCAGUCUGUUGGGUCGGGGGCCGCGCUGUCCUCGCCCUCUGCUUUGGCCACGCCCUUUGGAGCCUUCGGCCCAUCUAGCGGUAAUGCGCCGCUCACUAAGAGCAGCUCAGCCCUGGAGGAGAGCCUGGUCACUGAGCUGACAGAGGAACUGUCCCGGGAAGGGGUGCAUUCGCCGCACGGCCCCCUGUCUGGCGCCAGCUCGGGCACGGGGCGAUCGCAGGGCAGCCGCAGCGGCCGCUCGCGCCGCGAGAAGGACAGCUCGGGCAGCCUACAGCGGCGCCUGGUGCUCACCUCCUCCUCUGGCUCCCGCUCGUCACCCUUCACGCGCUUCACUUCGCCCCCAGCGCCCGCGACCACUGGCUCAUGA
Molecule: messenger RNA, 2604 nt
Organism: Chlorella variabilis
Lineage: Eukaryota; Viridiplantae; Chlorophyta; Trebouxiophyceae; Chlorellales; Chlorellaceae
Exons: 23
Coding region: 1-2604 (867 amino acids)
Biological process (GO): protein phosphorylation
Cellular component (GO): plasma membrane
Molecular function (GO): protein kinase activity; ATP binding; protein binding
Source: RefSeq, a predicted model, not a curated record